Molecule: messenger RNA, 4421 nt
Organism: Scylla paramamosain (green mud crab)
Lineage: Eukaryota; Metazoa; Arthropoda; Malacostraca; Decapoda; Portunidae
Gene: SMC3
Product: structural maintenance of chromosomes protein 3-like
Biological process (GO): mitotic sister chromatid cohesion
Cellular component (GO): mitotic cohesin complex; chromosome
Molecular function (GO): protein binding; ATP binding; ATP hydrolysis activity
Source: RefSeq, a predicted model, not a curated record
UGCCGCUUAUAUUACCUUACCGCCAUUUUCGCUCCCUGGGACGCUUUUCCCGGUGGCUGUAGAAAUGCUUGCUGAUACGUAGCGGUAUUAAUAGUAUGUCAUUCAUGUGUGAAAUUAUGGUGCCUAAGAAGGAGGAGACUCACCAUGUAUAUUAGACAAAUUAUUAUCCAAGGUUUCAAGAGUUACCGUGAACAGACUGUUAUAGAUCCUUUUGAUCCACGUCACAAUGUAGUUGUUGGUCGGAAUGGCUCUGGCAAAAGCAACUUCUUCUAUGCUAUUCAGUUUGUUCUUAGUGAUGAAUUCAACCAUCUCAGGGCAGAACAGCGCCAGGCCCUCCUCCACGAGGGUACUGGCCCACGUGUCAUAUCUGCAUUCGUGGAGAUAAUCUUUGACAAUGCAGAUGGCAGGAUACCGAUUGACAAAAAUGAAGUGUGCCUGCGAAGAGUUAUUGGUGCCAAAAAAGACCAGUAUUUUCUUAACAGAAAAGCUGUAACAAAAUUAGAUGUCAUGAAUUUACUUGAGUCAGCUGGAUUCUCCAGAUCUAAUCCAUACUACAUUGUAAAACAGGGUAAAAUUAAUCAGAUGGCCACAGCCCCUGAUUCACAGAGGCUGAAGUUGUUAAGAGAAGUGGCUGGAACCAGAGUAUAUGACGAAAGGAGAGAAGAAUCCAAAGUAAUUCUCAAAGAAACACAAAGCAAGAGGGAAAAAAUUGAAGAAUUCCUUCGGACAAUUGAAGAUAGAUUGAAGACCUUGGAAGAGGAGAAAGAAGAGCUAAAGGAAUACCAGAAGUAUGACAAAAUGCGCAGAGCACUUGAGUACACCAUUCAUGAUCGUGAGCUGAAAGAAACCAGAAAAAAGCUGGAUGAUAUGGAAAACCAACGCAAGAAUUCUGGUGCUGAGCAGGAGCAGUUAAGACAACAACUUCAGAAAGCUCAAGAAUCAAUCAAAACACAGUCCAAAGAAAUGAAAGAAAUAAAGUCUAAGUUAUCACAAGUCAAAGAAGAAAGAGACACAUUCAACAUGGAACAGCAGCAGCUACUAAAGGAAAAGACCAAGUUGGAAUUUACAAUUAAGGAUCUAGCAGAUGAGGUGCAGGGUGACAACAAGUCAAAGGAAAGGGCAGAGAAAGAGCUUCAAAAAUUGCGAGCCACCAUUGCCCAAAAAGAAGCAGAGCUGGAAGCCAUCAGACCAAAGUAUGAGGAGAACAAAGCAAGAGAGGAAGAAGCUCAGCAUGAGCUGUCCUUGAAAGAUCAGAAACGAAAGGAACUGUAUGCCAAACAGGGCAGAGGCAGUCAAUUCACCUCCAAAGAACAGCGAGAUCAGUGGAUCCAAAAGGAAUUAAGGUCUCUCAACAAGGCUGUCAAGUCCAAGCAGGAUCAAAUUCAGCGACUGGAAGAUGAAAUUGUCCGCGAUAGCGAGCGCAGAACACAACUUGUUUCAAAAGUUGAGGAGUUAUCUACAGAUACAGAGAACUACAGACAGAGUAUUGAUGAACACAACAAAGUCUUUUAUGAAAUGAAGAAAAGAAAAGACCAGUUACAGAGUGAACGGAAUGAGCACUGGCGAAAAGAGAACAACCUACAGCAGAAUGUGAGCUCCUUAAAGGAAGAGCUAUCAAGAGCUGAUCAGUCCCUUCGGUCAAUGGCAGGGAAGCCAAUUCUAAAUGGUCGUGAUAGUGUGCAGAAGGUGCUUGACACAUUUAGAGAACGUGGUGGCCAUCUUGGAGAGAUUGCUGAGCAAUAUUAUGGUCUCCUUAUUGAAAAUUUUGAGUGUGAGAGAUCUAUCUAUACAGCUGUGGAAGUGACAGCUGGCAACAAGCUGUUCCAUCACAUUGUGGAAUCUGAUAAGAUUGGAACACAAAUCUUGAAGGAAAUGAACAAGCAAAAACUGCCUGGUGAAGUAACAUUCAUGCCUCUCAACCGCCUUACUGUGAAGGAUAUUGAUUAUCCACAAACAAAUGAUGCCAUCCCUAUGGUCAGUAAACUUACCUAUUCGGACCGGUACCACAAGGCCCUGAAGUACAUUUUUGGACGAACAUUGAUCUGUCGUAAUCUGGAGGUUGCCACACAUCUGGCUCGCUCCACUCGCCUUGACUGUGUUACAUUGGAUGGUGAUCAGGUCUCUAGCAAAGGAUCUCUUACUGGAGGUUAUUUCAACACUUCAAGAUCAAGAUUAGAAAUACAGAAGACAAGGUCUGAACUUCGAGACCAAAUUACUUCAGCGGAGACUGAGCUUAGAACUUUACAAGAGACGCUCAGAAAUACUGAACAAGAAAUAAAUAAAAUUGUAUCUGAAAUGCAGAAAACUGAGAUAAAAAACAGUAAAGCUAAAAAUUUGUUUGAGAAAGUGAAAACUGAUAUUCGAUUAAUGAAAGAAGAACAGUCAGGUUUAGAGCGCACAAAGCAACCUAAGGAGAGGUCUUUGACUCAGCUGAAGGCUAGCUUGGAAGCUAUGAUGGCCACUAAGGAAGGAUUGGAGUCUGAACUUCAUCAAGACCUUAUGGCAACGCUUAGUGUUCAGGACCAACAUGAAGUAGACCAGUUAAAUGAUGAUAUCAGACGACUUACUCAAGAUAACAAGGAAGCCUUUACUCGACGGAUGAAACUUGAGGCUGACAAAAAUAAACUUGAAAACCUUCUCACAAAUAAUCUUCACAGAAGAAAAGAUGAACUCAUGCAGGCCUUGCAAGAAAUCUCUGUGGAAGACCGAAAGCGUCAGCUAGAGCAUAGCCAGAGUGAAAUCCAGCGAGUGGAUUCACGAAUAGAGGAGGUAGCUGUACAGUACAAAGAAGUGGAGAAGAAAGUCACAGAACUUCAAAAGAAGGAAAAGAGCUUGAAAGUUGAAUUAGAAAAGGUUAAGUCAAGAGAAAAGGAAGUUAUGGAACGAAUGGAAGAAGAUGCCAAAGAUUUGGAGAAGAUGGCUUCAAAACAAACUCUUCUUCAUCAGAAAAUUGAGGACUGUUCUAAGAAGAUUCGUGAUCUUGGAUCUUUGCCUUCUGAGGCUUUUGAUAAAUAUCAGAAUCUUCCCACUAAACAACUCUUCAAAAAACUGGAAAAUGCAAACAUGGAGCUCAAAAAAUAUUCCCAUGUAAACAAGAAAGCAUUGGACCAGUUCAUCUCAUUUUCUGAACAAAAGGAAAAAUUGGUGAUGAGGAAAGAGGAGUUAGACAGAGGGUAUGACAAAAUCAAAGAGCUAAUGAAUGUCCUUGAACACCGGAAGUAUGAAGCCAUCCAAUUUACCUUUAACCAAGUAUCCAAAUACUUCAGUGAGGUGUUCAAGAAGCUUGCACCACAGGGACAUGCCCAGUUGGUCAUGAAAUCAGACAAUGAAGAUGAAAGUGAGCAAGAAGAGCAAGGAACUGUGGACAACUUCACUGGUGUUGGCAUCCGUGUAUCGUUCACGGGAAGAAAUGCAGAAAUGAGGGAAAUGAACCAGCUGUCUGGUGGACAAAAGUCACUUGUUGCUCUUGCUCUUAUUUUUGCCAUUCAGAAAUGUGAUCCUGCUCCAUUCUAUCUCUUUGAUGAAAUUGAUCAGGCCCUUGAUGCACAACACAGGAAGGCUGUGGCUGACAUGAUCCAUGAACUGAGUAAGGAUGCUCAAUUUAUUACCACUACUUUCAGGCCAGAACUUCUGGAACAUGCAAACAAGUUCUAUGGUGUAAAGUUCAGAAAUAAAGUGUCUCAUGUUGAAUGUGUGUCACGAGAAGAGGCUUAUGAUUUUGUUGAAGAUGACCAAACUCAUGGUUAGAUAUUUUAAUUUAUAUAUAUAUAUAUAUAUAUAUAUAUAUAUAUAUAUAUAUAUAUAUAUAUAUAUAUAUAUAUAUAUAUAUAUAUAUAUAUAUAUAUAUAUAUAUAUAUAUAUAUAUAUAUAUAUAUAUAUAUAUAUAUAUAUAUAUAUAUCACACACAAUACAGUCAAGGGCUAGUCUUCUAAGAAAUAUGAAGGCUUAUUAUUUCUUUUUUUAUUUAUUUUUCCCCAUUGCAUUUUGGUAGGUGAAAUUUGAUAUUCUUUUUUAAACCUGUCAAUAUCUGAUGGAUAUGAAUGCUUCCAGUGUAAAUUGUAAAUAUUUUUGAAAAUUUUGCAUAUCACUUUUUUUCUAGAACUGUUGUUUGUACAAAGAAAUUAAACCCAGAGAAAUAUGUGGCUUAUUUUUUUGAAUGAGCAUAAAUUGAGAGGGACCUGAGGUAACAUAGGUUUUAUAUACAUAGGAGAAUGAAGCACUUAUAUAUUGUGUUACCUGGUAUGUACGAAAAAAGAAAAAAAUAUAUAUUUUCAUCAGAAUUGUGUACAUUUUAGUUGUUUUGAACACAAGCAUAAUAGGCAUUGUAUUUUCAUCCUAUGUUCUCAUCAAAUUAAAGUAUGGAAGAAAUUGAAUCUUUAUAUGGGUGCUCUCUUAUUUUUUAAUAAAGGACCAAACACUUA